Pseudomyrmex gracilis is the source of this 5549-nucleotide messenger RNA. It is a transcript of the gene Ret, whose product is annotated as proto-oncogene tyrosine-protein kinase receptor Ret. Gene Ontology annotation, molecular function: transmembrane receptor protein tyrosine kinase activity; ATP binding. Gene Ontology annotation, biological process: cell surface receptor protein tyrosine kinase signaling pathway; multicellular organism development; positive regulation of kinase activity. The record is from RefSeq and is a predicted model, not a curated record. Bases 325 to 3930 code for a protein of 1201 amino acids. The transcript has 20 exons. Lineage: Eukaryota; Metazoa; Arthropoda; Insecta; Hymenoptera; Formicidae. Gene Ontology annotation, cellular component: signaling receptor complex; axon.
CGUCGCGACGUUUGGGUAUAGUCUCUUGCUACGAUAUUUAUGUCCUUUAAGAAAAUCGUCGAGCGCAACAACGGAAGAUGAGACAUCGAUUCACCGCAAUGGAGAAUCGUCUCAAUUAUUCGAAAUCGGCGCUACUUUAUGUUGCUCCGAUUGUCAUUCGAUCACAAUUUUUAUUGGAAGUAUAGCGGAUUUCGCGAAAAGAAACACGUGCUUUGCGAUACGCAACCUGUGCGUACUUCGUGGGAACGAAAACUUUGUCAAAUCGGUGCAAUACCUACGAUGUCAAAGUGAUCUCUGCGACUGAUUGAACUGACAUCAUCCAUCAUGCAGUCUCCCAGAUUGCGGUUCGUGACCUUGCUGUUGUCCUGGCUGAUAGUGAUAAGAAUAUCAACAGUCUCAGGUCUCUACUUUUCUCAAUCGAAUCUCACUCUAAGAUUUCCGUACCUGGAUCUACACAAUCGAGAGGUCAAGCUAGUCAGUCUAAGAACCUUUCGAAAUGACUCCAUUCUACCGCAAAAUGUGGAGUACCAACUUUUCCCGGAAAAAACGUUCGCGACUUAUCAGAAAGAAACGGGAAAUGUUGUAUUACAGAGUCUUCCAAGAAUGGGCGACGUCAAUACUAUCAUUAUCGAGGCAAGCGAGAAAUAUUCCGACAAAGCGGUUCUCGAGAUAAAUGUGCAGCCAAUACCGUUAAAAGGGAAAAACAUCAUUUGUGCGGAUUACACGCAGGACAUAUGUUUCUGGAACACGUCGAAGUACAGGAUUUACGAGAAUCAACCAGUCACCAUGAUUGGCACGUUUGGCCCGGAGGCGUACAGCUCGGUGUGUCCUGAAUUUCGCAUCAAAUAUGAAUUAUUAAAUGGAACCGAUUAUUUUCACGUAACAGAUGAUAAGUUAUUUGCCAACGCGUUCUUAGACAGAGAUGUUAUCGGUCCACCUCCCAAUGGACCAGGGCCUUACAUCAAAAUCCAAGUAAGAUGCGUUAUUUGGGAAGAAAAGACCGGAAUGCAGUACGCGCGAAUGAAUGUUCUUCACAUCGAUAUCUUAGAUCAAGAUGACAAUCCUCCCAAGGUGCAAGGCCCCAUUUCUAUUUCUAUACCGCUUCAAGAUUUCACCGAGGGUCACAAAUUAGUAGACGGGACCCAUUUGAUCGUGCAGGACAAUGACAUGGUGACCAGUAACCAAUAUAGCGUUCGUUUGAUUGGCGAUACUUCCAACGCAUUCAACGUUUCUUAUCAAUCUCACUCGAUCGAACAUACUAAGCGUCCGGUGCCUUACACCGCCAUUAUUCCCAACAUCCACGCCAAGAAGACGUUGCUGCCAGAAUCGCCGUACCACGUAACACUUCAAAUUACGGAUGAGUCGCUUCUCGAAGGACACGGGCCGAAUUCGGUGAACAUCAGCGUAACUUUCUCAGGACCGGUGCAUCGAACUCCUACAACAACGGUUUCGUCAUCCGCGUCGGCACGAGACUCGUUUUCGUAUCCGUCAAGUGUGAAGAUAGCACGAAUUUUGCCCAAAUAUCUUCGCGUGGCGGAACCUACCGUGAAGCCGCAUCCCUCCACAAUUUUCACCCUGCGUGGUUCGAGCGCUUUCAACGUCACCCAAAAGGGUGGGAUUAUAUACGUGUCUAACGAAACUGAGCUGCAAUCUGAGAACGACGUCGUUCAACUGAAAUUAAAAUGGAGCGGACCGGAUCGCGUAUCGGCCAAGACAACGUUGCGCGUGAUUUUGGUGACACCUGCAAAAAUCGAUACGUGCGAACAAUCGGCUGAAGAGAAGAUAUCUACAUGCGCGAAAGCAGAUUCGCGUAAAAAUUGCGAGAAAUCGUGCGGAAUUGGCAGUGGAGUUUUCAGUAAGAACAGUUUCGUCGGUCAAUGCGUAUGGAGAGGCAACCAAAGCUCUGCUCAAAUGACAGAAUAUUAUUCCACCUGUACACCGAAUUUGGCUCAUUGUCCGGAUAACGAAUGCGACGAACUGGAGAGCAGCAAUCCGCUCAUAUGUCCGCAAGAUUGCACCGAAUCUGUUUUCUUCGGUCAUAUGAACGAAAACGGCCGCGGUAUCAAAACCGGCAUGGGUACCUGCGCGUGUGACGAAGAUUCAAAAUGCGUAUGCAGUGCCGAAACGUUUCAGCAAGCGAACGACGGGCCAGGCACCAAGGACGAUCGGCAAGAUCCCAACAAAUUAAGAGAUCGGGAAAACGAGGUCGUCAUAUCGGACGCGCGCAAAGCAUCCGUUGGAGCGUGCGGUGCCACAUGCAUGAUGGGCAUCUUCGGAGCCAGUUUGUUUGUACUAUUAGUGAUUGUGGGAUCGCUCGUUAUAUGGAGAUACAGGAUAGCAGCGAACCGCGCUCGGCGGGAAUGCAAACAUAGGGUGGAUGAUACGACCAAUGGUAUGGGUAUUUUGCCGUCCGACUACAUCGAUCGCGGUGAUGGUCUCCUGAUCGGUCUAGACACCUUCACGGCGGCAAAUCGUCAUUUGUUGCUGCCUAAGACGUGCCCGACGGACCCGAAAUGGGAAUUUCCGCGGUCGCUGCUGAAGAUCGAGCAAGUGUUGGGCGAGGGCGAGUUUGGGCGAGUUUUGCGCGCCAAGGCUACGAACAUCAGCGGAAUACCCGGAUCGACGACGGUCGCGGUGAAAACUCUGAAAGAAGAUGCAUGCGCGUCCGAGUUGGCGGAUCUGCUGUCCGAAUACCAGUUGCUGAAAGAGGUCCAGCAUCCAAACGUGAUCCGGCUGUUGGGAGCCUGCACGUCGCCUCCGGGAGCGCCUGUCUAUCUUAUCAUCGAAUUCGCUGAAUUCGGUUCCUUACGCAACUAUCUAAGACGCAGCCGGCACUUGGAAACAGAAAGCAGAAUUUCUGAUUCGGUGUCAAUGCUUUCCACCACGCCGAUCAAUCUCGUCAGGGAGUCACGGUUCACUGGUAAUAACGCAUCGAACUAUUCUGUAACGCCACGUGAUAUCCUUUCGUUCGCUUGGCAAAUCAGCAAAGGGAUGUCAUAUCUCGCCGAAAUUAAAUUGGUGCAUCGCGAUCUCGCAGCGAGAAAUGUUUUGUUGGCAACCAGCAAAGUCUGCAAGAUUUCGGACUUUGGUCUGACUCGAGAUGUAUACGAGGACGACGCGUAUUUGAAGAGAAGCAAAGGUCGAGUACCCGUAAAAUGGAUGGCGCCGGAAUCCCUGGCUGACCAUGUGUACACCAGCAAAUCGGACGUAUGGAGCUUCGGCGUGCUCCUGUGGGAGUUGGUCACGUUAGGAGCCUCGCCGUAUCCUGGAGUGGACGUACAUAAUCUCUACAAUCUACUCAAAUCCGGCUAUCGUAUGGAAAAGCCGCCUAACUGCUCGCAACAGUUAUACAAAAUGAUGGUGUCCUGCUGGCAUCAAGAACCAGCCAUGCGACCGUCUUUCAAGGAACUGACUAGCCAUUGGGAACGCAUGCUGGAGGAUGGUGUCGAAUAUCUCGAUCUUAAUCCACGAACCGUUCAUAAUCAGGCCUAUUUUGCGUUUUUGGAGGAUUUAGACAGUCCCAAUGGAUCUGGUAACGAUCAAGUGGACACUGGAACCACUGCCACCACCGUGAAGACAGACACCGUCAACUAUCUCGGUCGGAUACCUUCCGAGUCCGUUACUAAAUGCGAUAAAGUGGACAAACUGCAGACACUCUGGCAGCCAACCGUAGCGUCUUUUCCAGAGGAACCCGGAAAGUCUUAUGUAAACGAACAACCCGCAUGUCUGAGCGCAAAUCAUUAUGAAAGUCCGAUAAAAUUGAGGAACGUCAGUGAAACCAGCAACAGCGAGAACGAUCUGAGAACACCAACUGAACGUCCUCAGUCUUAUAUCGAUAUGCAAGGAAAGAAAUUGAAAGACACGGAAGACCUCUUGGUGUUUAGCAGUUUGGAUGACGACAAAAACGACAAUAACGACGUAACGAACUGAUCGGCAUAAUCUUACAUUAAAUGUUUGAUAAACAAGAAACUUCAAAAAUGAGAAAACACACUUGAAAUCUCGUGUUUUUGUUGUCUUGGAAUGGAUACAUGAUGAAUGAAGGACAAUUGCCUGGAUGAGCAAUUGCGAUGUGAUUGCGAGUUGUAUGAAAGGGAAAGAUAUUUUAUAUAACAUGAGAAAAAGAAAGAAAGAGAUGGAACAACGAGAUGAAAUACGAUCGAGAAAACCAGCGAAUGUAGAGUUGCAUAAAAGUUGCGAAUAGGAGUUAGAAUAAAACGCGAAAAGAAUGUUUGAAAAGAGAACUUCCCUUGAAGAGGGAAUUUACACAGAUAUCCACGGAGAUAUCUACAGAGAGAGUUAAGAACAAAUUAUGUCGCGCAAAACGAUUACUGUACCAGGUAAUAAGUGUCCUAUUUUUAUGUACUUAAAAAUGUACGACUCUGUCGAACUGAUAAGAUCGCUUUUACUACUAUUAAAUAAAAUAGAAGUUACGUAUAAUAGCUAUUUGUGCGAUUUAUCAAAAAACCAUCAUCGAGAGAAUUAUAUUCAAUCAUUAUUUAAAAAAUUUUCUGUAUAACAUUUUAUACACACACAUACAUACACGUACACACUGCAGUGAUGGGUUUGUGAGAGUUUUUCCUCAUUAAAAAAACAAUAAGUUUUUUUUAUCAUAAACACAUACAGAAUGUUUCAAACGAAGAGGCAUAAAGUAUUUUAAUUUUCUAUCGUUAGCAAGAACAAUUUACAAAAUAACCAUUUAAAUUUAAUCAAAGCGCAUAACUUUGUAAAAUAUUUACUACUAUAUUUGAAAAAAUAUUUAUUUAUUACAUUUAUUUCACGAUAUUAUAUGUAGCAAAUCUUUUUCGAUAUAAUAUUCGCAAAUGAGAAUAGCAUAUAUAUUUGCAAUUAAUAGCAAUAUUUGGCGAGCUUCUUUCUGUAUUGCUCGAUACUAUUGAUCUGAAAUUUAAUUGUUAUAUUUUCUUUGAAACCAAGACAUCUAGUGUCGCAUUUUUGUGACUCUUUCAUGCGUCCGAUACAAUACCAGAAGCAGAUUGCACGUCGAAAUACAAUAAUAAGAACAAAGUGUGUGAGUAAUAUGUUUAGGCAGCGUGCGCAAGCUUCGGUUAGCACGACAUAUCUGAAUACAAAGACUGUGUUUCACCGUACUUAACCGAAAACAAAAUCGUCCUUUUUGUAUUUAUGUAUAAAGUGCAACAUUCCACACAUAUACACACAUAUACACACGAUUAGUCUAGUUAUUUAUCAUACGGGUUUUAGAACGUAUGAUUUUUUAACUUAUACCACUUACUUAUUGUGUUUGCGUUUUCGCUCCCGACGCUAACAACAACGAUAUCAAGCACGCACGCGCGUUUUAAAACCAAAUAUUGUGCCAUAUUAUUUUCUUGUAAUUAAUAUAUACAUGUAUUAUAUGUGUAUAUUACGAAACAUACAAACUUUAAGCUUCCAUAACAACUUCUUUAUGUUAUUCUUACCUGAUUUCCAGCGGCGUUUUUCCAAUCGCGCUAUGUCGCAACAAUAAAAUUUUGUUUUUAUAUAUUUAUAUAUUUCAAUAAAAACUUUUGUUUGAAAGUUUACUUUUUCAAAAAAGA